CGCUCUUCAUUAUUAGAAACACACUUCACUUAUUAUGGGUAGGUCAACUGGGGCACUGUCCGUCGGCAAGGUCAUUGGAGAAGUUGUCGACCCCUUCAUUCCGACCGCUGAAAUCACAGUUAUCUACGGCUCCAAACAGGUUGCUAACGGUUGUGAAAUCAAACCUUCUCUAGCAGCGGAUAAACCCCAUAUUCGAAUUCUAGGUCCCUCUAAUAAUGCAGCCCAUCUCUACACUCUGGUAAUGGUGGAUCCUGAUGCUCCAAGUCCUAGCGAACCAUCAUACAGAGAAUGGCUCCACUGGAUGGUUGUGGAUAUCCCUAAUGGUUCUGAUGUCACUCAAGGGAAGGAGUUGGUGACGUACACAGGACCAUGUCCACCGGUGGGAAUUCACCGCUACGUGUUUGCGGCAUUUAAUCAAAGUAUUGAAGGUCCAAUAACUCAAAUUGAGCCUCCAAAUGGGCGGCCCAAUUUCAAUACUCGCCAAUUUGCUUCCCAACACUAUCUUGGGCCUCCGGUUGCCGCUAUAUACUUCAAUUCUCAAAAGGAACCUAAGACUAGGAAACGUCAAUGACAUUCAAACUUUGUCAUUUCCUAUGACCAAAAAGAAAAAAACUUUGUCAUUUCCUGUGGCUGAGGCUUGUACCAUUUGCCUCCUAAUGUGUCUGUGUGUUGUGCUUGGACCUUGGUUUGUGUUUCUACUUUCUUCUGUAGUUUUGUAUGGUUUUGUUACCUAUGUUAUCAAUGCUGCUGUCUUUUUAGCUAGGAUUCUUAAUGUUUGAUCUUUAAAGUUUGAUUAAUUAAUUGUAUGCAAAAG
Molecule: messenger RNA, 814 nt
Organism: Arachis stenosperma
Lineage: Eukaryota; Viridiplantae; Streptophyta; Magnoliopsida; Fabales; Fabaceae
Product: protein MOTHER of FT and TFL1-like
Exons: 4
Coding region: 35-571 (178 amino acids)
Source: RefSeq, a predicted model, not a curated record